AUGGCGACCCAAGCAGCUGAAGUGCUCGUCGAAGCGGCAUCAGCCCGUGAGGAAGUCACGAAACCCGACGAUCUUUCUCUGAUAGCACUCAAUGUCCGUCGCUGCCUGCGAGAUUUCCAAGCAGUGUGCAACAAGCUUUCAAGCGCCCAAUCAAGCAUCAAGACCAAGCUCCCGCUAGCUCUGCUGAAGGAUAUCUUUGGUGGAUUCAGGUUAUGGUCGUCGAAUGUAGGUGCGCAUCGUGUGGGAAGAGGGUCUCUCGGCUACAAGCUUCGUGACGCAUCUCACAUACGUGACCAAGUCAUUCAGCUUGUCCAGAGUAUGGAGGCUGUCUUGAACGAGGUGUCGGACAUAGUGACUGGCCAGCGGCCAUCCUGGGAGGACAUGUCUGAUUCGGAGUCAGAUACGGAGGAAGAUAGUGCCAAUGGCCUUCAAAAGCCGGAUACAACGGAGCUUGCCCAACUUGCAGCUGAACUGAAAGAGACGAAUGCCUGCCUCAUGCGGCUGUCAGUCGCCAUUCGAAAUCCAGCUCCGCAUGAUCAAUUCAAAGAAUCCGCGCACAUAGAUACGGCUUAUUACGAACCGUUCGACAUCGCUCAUGUCCGUGGAAAAUUUCCCAAGGCGCCAGAAUAUCUCACGGCCCGGCUGGGCAAAGCCAUCUCGCGUCGCCGACAAUACCUACGUUACCGCGAUGAUCACUCGAAGAAGUACAAGCAAGGCCUAACAAGAAGAGGCACGCUUCCAGACAUGGGAGCGCAUCGUGAAGUGGAGAGUACAGUAGCAUCUUCCUUGCCACCAGCUGUGAAGGCUAGCGUCAAUAUUGCCGAUCUUGAAGAGGAGGACGAAUACGAUGAAACGCAGUCUGUCACUUCUUAUGCAUCCUCGGGCGAUCCGGAGAAGUUACGUCCACCGCCCUUGCCGAUGGCAGGCCGUGACGGCAAGUCUUUUGUAUGCAAACUCUGCUUCCGCUACACUGCAGUUCGAAAUGUCAGAGCAUGGAAGAAGCAUGUCUACGAAGACCUGCAACCAUAUGUGAGUUGCUCCUGA
Messenger RNA from Alternaria infectoria, 1044 nucleotides. RefSeq lists its product as uncharacterized. The coding region runs from base 1 to 1044 and encodes 347 amino acids. The transcript has a single exon. The record is from RefSeq and is a predicted model, not a curated record. Lineage: Eukaryota; Fungi; Ascomycota; Dothideomycetes; Pleosporales; Pleosporaceae.